This is a messenger RNA of Apaloderma vittatum (bar-tailed trogon), 189 nucleotides long. Its product is annotated as putative protein PTGES3L. Gene Ontology annotation, cellular component: nucleus; cytosol. The transcript is spliced from 2 exons. The annotation marks the transcript as partial. Lineage: Eukaryota; Metazoa; Chordata; Aves; Trogoniformes; Trogonidae. Gene Ontology annotation, biological process: chaperone-mediated protein complex assembly; protein folding. The record is from RefSeq and is a predicted model, not a curated record. Gene Ontology annotation, molecular function: protein-folding chaperone binding; Hsp90 protein binding.
GAUUCACAGGAGAAGCGCUCUGACCGCUCCAUCACGUGUUUCAUGAGGAAGUGGAAGGAGAAAGUGGCCUGGCCUCGCAUCACCAAAGAGAACAUCAAGCCCGCCUGGCUCUUCGUGGACUUUGACAACUGGCGAGACUGGGAAGGGGACGAGGAGGUGGAGAGGGCCAUGGUGGAGCAGUAUGCGGAG